This is a messenger RNA of Strongyloides ratti, 588 nucleotides long. RefSeq lists its product as hypothetical. The record is from RefSeq and is a predicted model, not a curated record. NCBI's taxonomy places the organism in Eukaryota, Metazoa, Nematoda, Chromadorea, Rhabditida, Strongyloididae. The coding region runs from base 1 to 588 and encodes 195 amino acids. The transcript is spliced from 2 exons.
AUGAAUUUUAUUGUUUUAUCUAUUUUAUAUAUAAUUUAUUUUUUUGUUACCUUUACAUUAGGUAAUGAUAGAAAAAUAAAAUGCCUUCAAAGUUAUAAUCCUCAUUCAACUCAUCCACCUAUACUAAAAGAAUGUCCUAUUGAAGAUGAUAGUUGUAUUGUAAUUUAUAGAAAAGGUGAUGUACUUCCAAGGUAUAAUUGUUUAUCAAAAUUUGAAAAUGUUAGUCCUCAAUUCAUGGGAAUUAAAUGUGCAAAAACACCAAAUACAGCUACAUGUUUUACUUCACAUUCUAAUGGAUAUAUUCACAAAGUUUUUAUUCAUCGUGUAAUAGAUUUACCAAUAAGUUAUGUACUUGACAGAGCUGAUAUUGAUAAAUUUUGUUGUUGUCAAAGUAAUGAAUGUAAUUAUGAUAAUGAACAAAUAGAAAAUUAUUUUUUAAGAAUAGAUUCUAAUAAUGAUGAUGAACAUUUACAUAUUCAAGCACCAAAUUAUUAUAUUAGAAAUAAUGCAAAUAUAAAAUCUUUAUCAUUUACAUCAUAUUUUUUUAUUUUUUUUAUAAUUCCUGCCAUUCUUCUUACAAUUGUUUAA